UCCCUAUUUAAACGCAAUUUCCCUUCCAUUUUCUCAGACCCAUCAAUUCACGUUCAUUCUCUCUCUCUCUCUCCUUCAACCAUGGGUCUCUUUCAUAGAUCGCACCUUUCCCUCGCCUUCAUUCUUUCUCUCUCAUUUUUGUCUCUUUCCUUUUCCCUCGACAUGUCCAUCAUCGACUACGAUGCUAAACUCGAGGCUGCCAAAACCGACAUUCACCUCAUGAAAAUCUACGAAUCGUGGUUGCUGAAACAUGGGAAAGUUUACAAUGCCUUGGGUGAGAAAGAACAUAGAUUUGAAAUCUUUAAGGAUAACCUGCAAUUCAUCCAAAACCAUAAUAACAUGGAAAACCAAAGCUUUAAGUUGGGUCUUACAAAGUUCGCUGAUCUUACCAAUGAGGAGUAUCGUUCCAUGUUUUUGGGUACACGGAGUCGUAAUUCCAAAGGGUUGCUUUCUGGCUCUAAGAAGAGUAAUCGUUAUGCUUUUCAUGAUACCGAUGAAUUGCCAGGUUCCGUUGAUUGGAGGGAGAAAGGUGCUGUUACUCCUGUCAAAGAUCAAGGCCAAUGUGGGAGUUGUUGGGCAUUCUCAACAGUUGGUGCUGUGGAAGGUAUCAAUCAAAUUGUAACUGGGGAUCUCAUAUCUCUAUCAGAGCAAGAGUUGGUUGAUUGUGACAAAGGUUUUAACAUGGGAUGCAAUGGAGGUCUCAUGGACCAUGCUUUUGAAUUUAUAAUGAAAAAUGGUGGCAUUGAUACUGAAGAGGAUUACCCUUAUCGUGCUCGCGAUAAUACAUGUGAUUCAAACAAGAAAAAUGCCCGGGUAGUCACCAUUGAUGGAUAUGAAGAUGUUCCUGAAAACGAUGAGAAGUCAUUGAUGAAGGCUGUUGCAAAUCAACCCGUUAGCGUUGCCAUUGAAGCUGGUGGCAGGGCAUUUCAACUUUACCAUUCAGGUGUUUUUACUGGCCUAUGCGGAACAGAACUUGACCAUGGUGUUGUGGCAGUUGGAUAUGGAACAGAGAACGGUACCGAUUAUUGGCUAGUGAGAAACUCAUGGGGUCCAUCAUGGGGUGAGAAUGGUUAUAUUAAGCUAGAGAGGAAUUUGCUAACAAGCAAAACCGGUAAAUGCGGUAUUGCAAUGGAGGCAUCAUAUCCUAUCAAGAAGGGUCAGAACCCUCCAAAUCCUGGUCCUACCCCUCCAUCACCUGUAAAACCUUCAACUGUAUGUGAUGAUUACUACUCUUGCUCAGCUGGAACCACAUGUUGUUGUCUUUUUGAGUAUGGAAGCUAUUGCUUUGCAUGGGGAUGUUGUCCCGUUGAGUCUGCAACUUGUUGCGACGACGGUUCCAGUUGUUGUCCUCCUGAUUACCCCAUCUGCGAUGUUCACGCCGGAACAUGCCGAUUGAGCAAAGACAAUCCAUUUGGAGUGAAAGCUUUGAGAAGGACACCUGCUACAACUACUUGGAGUUGGACACAGCGAAAAGCCGCAACGAAAGACAACUCCGAGUGAGAGAUGAAGGUGGAAUAAUCACUGCUGGUUUAGGCACAACUUAUAAAAAAUCUUUGAUGCAUUAACAGUAGUUAUGAGAGUGUUGGAGAGAAUAAGAAUUAAUGUUAAAUCAUUUUCUCUGAGUAGUGGUUGAUGUUGGUCUCUGUGAUUACACAAUCAAAUAGAGCAUUACAAGUCUUCAUUUAUUUUCAGACUUAUUGCUGUAAAUAUCUCAAGCAGUAUGCAAUUCGGAUAUUGAUGCUUUUCAUGGAUUGUAUAUAUUUUCAAAUUAUUGA
Messenger RNA from Cicer arietinum (chickpea), 1775 nucleotides. RefSeq names its product cysteine proteinase mucunain-like. Gene Ontology annotation, molecular function: cysteine-type peptidase activity. Lineage: Eukaryota; Viridiplantae; Streptophyta; Magnoliopsida; Fabales; Fabaceae. Gene Ontology annotation, biological process: proteolysis. The record is from RefSeq and is a predicted model, not a curated record.